AUGGCUCGUGUUUUACCGUCGGCAGCCAUCAAUUAUACAGCACAUGAACAAUGGAAACGCAUUCUUGAAACGGAUAAGAACGAACGAACACCUGGUCUUCGUUUCAUGGCUGGCUCUUUGGCUGGUGUCACAUCGGCAACAUUUACUUAUCCACUCGAUUUGAUUCGUGCUCGUAUGGCUGUGACCAACAAGACAAUGUAUGUAUAG
Molecule: messenger RNA, 207 nt
Organism: Rotaria sordida
Lineage: Eukaryota; Metazoa; Rotifera; Eurotatoria; Philodinida; Philodinidae
Source: the annotation of a GenBank genome assembly